Mauremys reevesii (Reeves's turtle) is the source of this 3538-nucleotide messenger RNA. RefSeq names its product neuregulin 4 (gene NRG4). Gene Ontology annotation, biological process: intracellular signal transduction; animal organ development; nervous system development. Gene Ontology annotation, molecular function: chemorepellent activity. The transcript is spliced from 11 exons. The coding region runs from base 2533 to 2994 and encodes 153 amino acids. NCBI's taxonomy places the organism in Eukaryota, Metazoa, Chordata, Testudines, Geoemydidae. The record is from RefSeq and is a predicted model, not a curated record.
UUAGUCAGAUAAAUACACGGUUCAGCCCUGUUUACUUGCAUUAUUUAAAGGACAUCCAAAACAUUUAGGGUUUUAGAUAAAUGAAGAGUGUUCCAUUAUGUUGGGUUAUGUUACAGCUUGUCCUUUGGUUAGAUAGGGUAUACCUAUACAAGGUGCACUGUGCUGAGCUAUAUGUAAUUAGCCAUUACAUAGGAUUAACUAAGAUGAAAAAAAGAGGGACAAAUAUCUGACACUGUACAACUGGGGAUUCUGAAUAUAUGAAUGAACAGUUGGAUGAAAACUCUUAAUAAAAUUUUAGGAGUGGGAGAUUUCCCUUAAAUUGGCUAUAACAUCACAAAUUUGAUCUGUGACCGCCAUGUCAUGAUAAAUGUUAUUAGUAUAGUCUUUAAUUAAACGGAUGAUGAUGAUAAUAAAUAGUAAUACUAUCAUUUCUGUAGAGCCUAAAGAUCUGUGUAAGCAGGUCAGGUUCAUAGCCUAUUUUGAAUGACAUGUACACACUAUAUAUAUAGUCCAAAUUUACUAUUUUUCUGGGGUUUGACUGUAUUGGCAACUUAUAUGACAAGUAUAAUUACAUAACAGAAAUCUCUGGCUAAGUUUUCUCCCCAAGCUUUGCUGUCCCUUGGGUUUCCUUGCAGGAUUUCCUGUGCUCCAGACCCUUCUCUAUAUUCCAGAAAAAACACCUCAUAUCUUAGUGGCAGCUAACCAAAUCCAAAUGCCAGAGUGAUACAGCAAUAAUUAAUCUGCAUUUUUAUGCAGGCUUUUAGCACUGGAGCUUACUGUUGCUUAACUGAUAAACGCUGCAUGCCAGUGCAGGGUCUAAAAAACUGUCAUUAUGUUACGGUCUGAAUGGCCCCCUACCACCCAGUCUCUAAUGCAUCAGAGAACAGGAAAUAUGACAAACUUUACAAGCCAGAAUCCCACCCAGGUUCUUUCGUUAUGUUGACAGUAUCAAAGAAAAUGGAUUUUGGAAGAGGGCAUUCUCUUUUCUGGUCCUUAUUUUAAUAACUACUAAUUACAAGCAGUUAUGGUUUGUUAUACCCGUUGAACGACAAUAUCCCCAUUUCUGGAAAAUAUCCCUGAGAGUAAGGCCUUGUCUAUACUAUUACAGUAAGUCGACCUAAGUUACACUACUCCAGACGUGAAUAAUGUAACUGGAGUUGCCAUAGCUUAGGUAAACUUACUGUGGUGUCUACACCAUGUUGCUUUGAUUGGAGACGCUUUCCUUUUGACUUCCCUUACUCUUCUCGGAGUGGUGGAUUACUGGAGUCAACCGGAGAGCGCUCUCCCAUCGUUUUUGCGUGUCUUCACUAGACCCACUAAAUAGACAUCCGCUGCAUUGAUUGCAGCAGCACUGAGCUACUGGUAAGUGUAGACAAGCCCUAAGUAGUAAGACGUUCUUGAGAUUUAAGAAGAUUAGUAGUUUGGAAGAUACCUUUUGUGAGCCUUUCAUGACAUUUUAGGCUUGAUGACUUGGUCCUUGGUAAGGACCAUCAUUGUUUGCUGGUGCUCUUGGCUAUAAUAUUCAGUUACCAGAUUAACAGCUAUGACACUGAUAUUGAGUCAGUCUUUGUAUAAGUAGCUCUCUUGCUGAUAUUCAAGGCCAGUCCUUCCACUGUUUCUUCAAGGAGUUUCCACGUCAAUUACCAUGGACAUCAUUCUAGGAUUGCCAGAGAUCUCUUUUAUCCAUUAUGAAUCCAUUGGAUUUUACUCUAGAUACUGUGAAACCACAGUUUUGCUGAAGGACAUAGAACCAAUUUUAAUUUCAGCUCCUAAUUGUGUAAAUAUUUACAGGCAUGGCAGGAUGUAGUUUUGUUCAGAGUUUAUCAAAUGGGACUGUGCCCUUCAAUUUCAGAUCAUGCCAAAACUUUCCAUCCCUCUUCAGAAAUCCUAUUCAUUGUACACUGCUAUUGGAUGAGGCCCAAUAUCUUCUGGAAAUGGAGACCAAAGCAUAGGUGCUGGUGCCAUGGCCUUAUUGCAACUCUAAAAAGUACAAUCCUUAUUCUAAAUUCUCAAGAUUGAUUUGGGCCCUCAACCUUCAAGAUGCAUAAUUCCUCAUCUUAAUAAGGCAGAAGCAAAGAAAGUAACUCAGAAGGAAGGCAGUGAGAGUUCUUACAAACAACAUUCUGUGGCAAUGGUAUAUUUGAACAGACGGCGAUCCCAGUCCCCUGUGGUGUGACAACAAGUCAUGCAUCACUUUUGUGUAAUUGAGAUUUGAAAGAUGUGCUCUGAGUUAGAAGAACUGAGGGAGCCACCAACGUGUUGUGACCAUGAAAGAGGCUCAUGCAAUCCUAGAAUGCAUCCAGUAAGCUGAAUAAAGUUACUUUUGGUAAAGAGGCUUCUUCCAUGGCAUGAAUCCUCACUUGCUUCCAGGAUCCAAAGCUUAAAGAAGAAAAAGCCUGAGGGUCAGGACACUUAAAGGAGUAAAGAAGUGAUUUAAGUUCCUGUGAGGAACAGAAUUAUCUACUUACAUUAUACAGUGCUGUUUUAGAAAACUAGCCUCUAACCAAGAAUAAAAAUUGUUGUCAGAAUAAUAUGCGAACAGAUCAUGAAGAACUCUGUGGCACCAGUUAUGGACCUUUUUGCCUAAAUGGCGGGAUUUGUUAUAUGAUCCCUACUGUAUCCAGUCCAUUUUGCAGGUGUAUUGAGAACUAUACAGGAGCCCGUUGUGAAGAAGUUUUGCUACCUAGUCUCAAGACCCAAAUUAAAAGUGAACUGUUUGCAGCUUUCUUGGCUUCGGUUGUUGUUCUAGGAAUUCUUGUAAUUGGAGCAUUCUACAUCCUUUGCAGGAAUAGAGCUGACAAGGCAACACAUUGUGUGGAGGAAUUAAAGUCACCACAGGACAAAAACUGGACACAAAGGAGCAAAACUGACAGCUUCUCUCAAGACAGAUGGCUAAAGUGGAAGGCCCACAUUCGAAGGGCCAGCUCAACAGAGCGUGGUGCCAGCCUGGUUGAGACUACCAGCAGCAAUGGCUGCAACAAGAUAACAGAAUAAAGCAAUAAAACAGGAACCAUGGGAGAACAACAUGCAGAGGAACCAUAACAUAACAAGUGCUGUGGAGGGUCUGGUAACCAGGAUGAGCAAAGAAGAAAUUAGAAACAAAUAAAUCUGCUAAUGUACUGGGAGAAGAUGGCACAUAGAUCAUAAUAAGGAAAAAUAGUUACAUUUAUCAGAGUGCCUGAUUACUUUCAAAGAAGGGAAGUCACAUUGUAGAGAAAUCAUUAGAACCAUUUUUGAAUCUUCUGUGAGCUUUCCCCUGACAAAUGUAUUGCAGACUGUCCGCAGCCAAGUAGUUCUAUCUGGGAGUUCUUUCUUUUUCCAAUGCAAAGACAGGGAGCAUGAGAAUCUUUGAGGUAUUUCACCAUGUAAAGAGUAUGAUAUCAUCUUAGGGUUUUCACGAGAUUGUCCCCUUCUCCCAGGAAAGUCUGGAAGCAGCACAAAGAGGUCAAGGGACUCUCUCAAUCCAGUGGUUUCAAAAUAUAUCUGGGAUAUAUGUACAGAAUUUGGCUGACUUCAGACAUACUCACCAGAUGUGGAU